Engraulis encrasicolus (European anchovy) is the source of this 6671-nucleotide messenger RNA. It is a transcript of the gene stag1b, whose product is annotated as STAG1 cohesin complex component b. NCBI's taxonomy places the organism in Eukaryota, Metazoa, Chordata, Actinopteri, Clupeiformes, Engraulidae. The coding region runs from base 561 to 4379 and encodes 1272 amino acids. The record is from RefSeq and is a predicted model, not a curated record. Gene Ontology annotation, molecular function: chromatin binding. Gene Ontology annotation, cellular component: chromatin; nucleus; cohesin complex. The transcript is spliced from 36 exons. Gene Ontology annotation, biological process: sister chromatid cohesion.
ACAUCGUUUUAGAUUUUUGCAUUGUGUCAAAAAGGCUUUACACCACCAACCUAAAUUAGCUAACUCAAUCCGAAGAAUGUCAAAAUGAGUUCGCCAGGGGGCGUUCUAACUCCUGUUUAUGGGUAUGCCAUUUGAUUGUGGAAAAUGCCACCAGAUGGCAGUUUAGGAUAGCUUCUCUACUGGAAGGCGCGGUUCCACUUGGGGUCCAAAUUAAUAUUAAAAUUCCGAAUAACUACUAGCACAUUUUGACUUUAUGAACAAGCCAAUUGACAUCGAUACACCAAUUAUAGACUCAGGCUAUGACCCCAUCAGAAGUGUUUGCUCCAGUCAGUGCAGCAGUGUGGAGAUAGAGCUCCAGAGGGAAGCCACUAUUGAGCAGCCCUGAGGAGGACCCAACCGGACAGGACAGGACAGGAGGCCGCCAACACCAGGCUCCACUCCGGCAGCCACCCACAGCCAGCCCCACACUCUCUCCCUCUCUGCCCUACUCUCUGGCCCUCUCUGCCUCUGUACUCCGCUCAGCCAGCCAGGGCUCGCCACCAACAACGGCAGACAUCAACAUGAUCACCUCAGAGUUCCCAGUCCUGCAGGAGUCCUCCAAUGAGUCAGGACAGGGGGACAUGGUGGGCCUGAGCACGGUCAGUGUCAGCGAGCUGGAGGAAGGAGUCGAACCCAAGGGCAAGAGGAAGAGGGGCAGGCCAGGAAAGCAGGCGGCGAGCAAUAAAAAGGCACGGAAGUCUCCUAUAGUGGAGACCGGGCAAUUGGGUCCCCCUCGUGGGAAGAGAGCCAAUGGGGUGCCGGCCCAGCAGAACGGCGAGGGUGAUGCCACUACCCUGUUUGAGGUGGUGAGGAUGGGGAAGAGUGCCAUGCAGUCUGUAGUUGAUGACUGGAUUGAGGCCUACAAGCAGGACAGGGAUAUGGCUCUGUUGGAUGUCAUCAACUUCUUCAUUCAGUGCUCCGGCUGCAAAGGAACGGUGAGAAUCGAGAUGUUCCGGAACAUGCAGAAUUCUGAGAUUAUCAGGAAGAUGACUGAAGAAUUUGACGAGGACAGCGGAGACUAUCCGCUCACCAUGCCAGGGCCUCAGUGGAAGAAGUUUCGCUACAACUUCUGUGAGUUCAUCGGCGUGCUGAUUCGUCAGUGCCAAUACAGCAUCAUCUACGACGAGUACAUGAUGGACACGGUCAUCUCGCUCCUCACCGGCCUCUCCGACUCACAAGUGCGAGCCUUCAGGCACACCAGCACCCUGGCAGCCAUGAAGCUGAUGACAGCCCUGGUGAAUGUGGCCCUCAAUCUGAGUAUUAACCAGGACAACACCCAGCGACAAUACGAGGCCGAGCGAAACAAGAUGGCCGGCAAGCGCGCCAGUGAAAAGCUGGAGCUCCUGCUGGAGAAGAGGAAAGAGCUCCAAGAAAAUCAAGAUGAAAUUGAAAACAUGAUGAACUCCAUCUUCAAGGGUAUCUUUGUUCACCGCUACAGGGAUGCCAUCGCGGAGAUUCGAGCCAUCUGCAUUGAGGAGAUCGGUGUGUGGAUGAAGAUGUACAGCGACGCCUUCCUGAAUGACAGCUAUCUGAAGUAUGUGGGAUGGACUCUUCAUGACAGACAAGGAGAAGUCCGUCUGAAGUGUCUGAAGGCGCUGCAGAACCUCUACACUAAUCGGGACCUCUUUCCAAAGCUGGAGCUCUUCACCAACCGCUUUAAGGAUCGCAUUGUGUCCAUGACUCUGGACAAAGAGUAUGACGUGGCAGUGGAAGCCAUCAGAUUAGUCACGCUUAUACUGCAGGGGAGUGAGGAUGCCCUGUCCAACGAGGACUGUGAGAACGUCUACCACCUGGUGUACUCAGCACAUCGGCCGGUGGCGGUGGCUGCAGGGGAGUUCUUGCACAGGAAGUUGUUCAGUAGACACGACCCCCAGGCCGAGGAGGCCCUGGCCAAGCGCAGAGGCCGCAACAGCGCUAACGGGAACCUCAUCCGCAUGCUCGUGCUCUUUUUCCUGGAGAGCGAGCUGCACGAGCAUGCGGCCUACCUGGUGGACAGCCUGUGGGAGAGCUCGCAGGAGCUGCUGAAGGACUGGGAGUGCAUGACCGAACUGCUGCUGGAGGACCCUGUGCAGGGAGAGGAGGUGUUGGGAGAGCGGCAUGAGGGAGCCCUGAUAGAGCUGAUGGUGUGCACCAUACGCCAGGCAGCCGAGGCCCAUCCACCAGUGGGCAGAGGCACAGGGAAGAGGGUCCUCACCACCAAAGAGAGGAAGACUCAGAUUGACGACAAGAAUAAGCUGACGGAGCACUUCAUCAUGGCACUCCCCAUGCUGCUCUCCAAGUACCAGAUGGAUUCGGAGAAAGUGGCCAACCUUCUGCAGAUCCCACAGUUCUUUGACCUGGAUGUGUACAGUGCUGGCAGGAUGGAGAAGCACUUGGACGCGUUGCUGAAGCAGAUGCGCUUCGUGGUGGAGAAGCACACGGAGCCGGAGGUGCUGGAGGCCUGCAGCCGCACCUACAGCAUCCUGUGCAGCGAGGACCACACCAUCAUGAACCGCGUCGACAUCGCCCGCAGCCAGCUGGUCGACGAGCUGGUGGACCGCUUCGGCCACUCUGUGGAGGACUUACUGCAGGAGGGCGAUGAGGCAGAUGACGACGAUAUCUACAAUGUCCUGUCCAGUCUGAAGAGGCUCACAGCGUUCCACAAUGCCCAUGACCUGACUCGAUGGGACCUGUUUGACAACUGCUACCGACUGCUGAGGAUGGGGAUUGAGCAAGGCUCCAUGCCUGAACAGAUCGCCACCCAGGCUCUUCAGUGUUGUCAUUACUCCAUCCUGUGGCAGCUGGUGAAGGCCACAGAGGGAGCGCCUACUAAGGAUGAGCUGCUGGUCUUGCGGCGAGUGGUGAAGUCUUUCCUGGCCGUGUGCCAACAGUGCCUCUCUAAUGUGAAUACGCCCGUCAAGGAGCAGGCGUUCAUGCUCCUGUGUGACCUGCUGAUGAUCUUCAGUCACCAGCUGACGACGGGCGGCCGCGACGCUCUGCUGCCGCUGGUCUUCAACCCAGACAGCAACUUGCAGAACGAACUGCUCACCUUUGUCCUCGACCACGUCUUCAUCGACCAGGACGACGAGAAUCAGAGCAUGGAGGGCGAUGAAGAGGAUGAGGCCAACAAGAUCGAGGCCCUGCACAAGAGGAGGAACCUGCUGGCUGCCUUCAGCAAACUCAUCAUCUACGACAUCGUAGACAUGUGUACCGCAGCCGACAUAUUCAAACACUAUAUGAAGUAUUAUAACGACUAUGGCGACAUCAUCAAGGAAACGUUAAGCAAGACUCGACAGAUGGACAAGAUUCAGUGUGCGAAGACGCUUAUUCUCAGCUUGCAGCAGCUCUUCCACGAUCUGGUUCAAGACCAGGGCCCUAAUCUGGACCGCACCUCGUCCCAUGUCAGCGGCAUCAAGGAGCUGGCCCGGAGAUUUGCCCUCACCUUCGGCCUGGACCAGAUCAAAACCAGAGAGGCAGUGGCCACACUACACAAAGACGGCAUUGAGUUUGCCUUCAAGCUUCCACAUCCCAAAGGGCCCGAGUUUCCGCCUCUCAACCUUGCCUUCCUGGAGGUGCUCUGUGAGUUCUCCUCCAAGCUACUGCGACAGGACAAGAGGACUGUGCACUCGUACCUGGAGAAGUUCCUGACGGAGCACAUGAUGGAGCGUCGUGAGGAUGUGUGGCUGCCCCUCAUCGCCUACCGAAACUCACUGCUGACGGGAGGAGACGACGACCGCAUGUCCGUCACCAGCGCCAACAGCAGCAGUAAGGCCAGCUCCAUACGCAGCAAGAAGGGCCGAACCCCACUCCAGAAGAGGCGAAUAGACGAGGAGAGUGUUGACAGCUCUUGGUCGUCAUCCAUAAUGCGCAAUGACACACUACCAACACCGGGGGCGCUGCAGACGCCGCAGCUCACGUCCACAGUGCUGAGGGAGAACCCGCGCCAGGCAGCCGACCACAUACCCCCCGAGCAGGACUCGUCAGAGGCCGGCUCAGAACCGGACUACAUGCACAACCCUCAGAUGCAGAUGUCAUGGCUUGGUCAGCAGAAGUUAGAUGAAGCCAGUCGGAAGGACAGAGGGGGCGGAAACUACAUUAAGGGAAGAGCGGCAAACGUCAGACCACCAGUGAGAGGCCUGAUGGAGGACGACGCAGAGCCCAUCUUUGAGGACGUGAUGAUGUCAUCAAGAGGACAGCUGGAGUACAUGAACGAAGAAGACUCCAUGGUCAUGGAGGACACCAUGGUCAUCGAUCUGCCUCCAUCAAGAAAUCGACGAGAAAGAGCUGAACUCAGACCGGAUUUCUUUGACUCUACAGCGAUCAUUGAGGAUGAAUCUGGCUUUGGUAUGCAGAUGUUUUGAAGAUGGAUGAGAAGAUGGUCUGAGAACACUGGCACUGACCACUGCUCACGCUAACACUCGCAGUCCAACUUCUCAUAAAUGAUACUGUUUUGUGCGUCUCCUCAGUCUGCCCCAACACGGUUCUUUUUUGUUUAUAGUAUUGCUCUUUGUAAUUCACAUGUUUGUACAUAAAAUACUCCCAUUAACCUUUGUUUUCGCCUCUUUACAGUUAUGUGCCUAAUUGCAUUUGUAGUGGUAAGAAAUAUUCAACCUGUUACAUCAAGCAAAAUUAUUCCUCUCCCAAGCAUCAAAUGAUGUUCCUCUUUUAUGUGAGGCAUUUUUUUUCUUUUUUUUUCUUUUUGUUAUGGCAUAUCAAAGCUCAGCUUUGUGUUGGAUAUCAUGUGGCAUUACAGUUUCUGUUGACUCACACUGGAUGAAUGCACAGCCCCACUCUCUUCACUCAAAGGUAAAUGCGCAUCUGCCUUUCCUGUUUGUCAUCCCAUCUGUCUUGACAUGACACGAUGUGAGGUGUGGGGAGCAUAAGUCACGCCCCUCCAAUGGCCAGACUAGCAUCUUGCAUAGGCGUUUUUAUCUCACGCUAUGAUGCCAUGUUGUACUGGCAGAUGUGCCCAUCCUGGGUCCUGAAUGGUAAAACCCCGGCCUGCCACACAUUUGAUCCUACCAGUUCUGAAUCAGCUGAUUGUAAUGAGUGCUCAAGACGGGUAGACCAGUUACUAAGUGAACUUUUAGGGUUUUUUUUUGCUUCUGGACCAGAUUUUCAACACCUCUGUUCAUAGGACCAAGGUCCAAGAGUCCAAAAGGUCUUCACUUACAUUUGUCGGCUUUUGGAUCAUGGGCAAAAAUGAAAAAAGACUACUUCAACCAGAAUUGUUCUGCUCCCACUCUUUGAUUUUCACCUGAAACACCACAGGCAAAAAAAAAGCAGGAACAGAAAACAACCUGGUUGAAGCUGCCUUUUUUUCUGUUUUUUUUUCCCAUCUUGGGUGAAUUUCUCAAAACCAAAGUUGCUUACUACAUUAGCUACUUCGUUGCUUUCAAUGCAUUUUCCCAUUGGCAACUACCGAAGUUGCUAACAGGCUAACAACUUCCCUUUUGAGAAACUCACCCAAGGGUUGUCCUUCUCCCAGGUCAGACGUUUUGGAUGUGCAGGCUUUUUAACCUGCUCCUUCUGGAUCCUGGGUCUUAUGGAGGGGCGUAGCUUUGGCUCCCUGUGGAGAGCUCCCCAUCUCCAAGAGGAGUCACCUUUAGUAAUGUCAUGGUGGCUGCAGUCCACUCUCUUUCUGUCCUGUUGUGUUGUUUUACAGCAUCAGUGAUUACUGUGUAGAUAUGCAAGAGAUUUGGACUCGGUUUCAGCCUAAUGCCUUAACUGACUGACAGUACUAUUUUCAUUUCACUUUCAAAUUGUACACAAAAAAGAAGCAUAAAUCAGAAAAUCACUGAUAUGUUGUACCAAAUGGGGGGAAAACAUCUACAUAUUCACAUUUUUUAGUACUGGACUGAAGGGGGAGAAAAUGUAUUUAGGCCCUUGGCUAAAAUAUCCGAUGGUUGGACUUCUCUUCCUGUGAAAGCUCUUUUUGUAUAUGUGAGUAUGGGAUCCUGCAGCAUGUUGCAUUGUAUUUUGUGAAUAAUGUGGUAGCAGGCGACACUUGCGCCAAAUCCGAAACGUACACUGUUUCGCUUCAUAGUGCAUUAAAGGUCUUAGUUACGUUGUACAUUGCCCCCUUACAAGUGCACUAUAAAGUGAACACUUUAAAGUGUCCAGUGUGUAAUUUGUCGAGCUCUCGAUUUCCAAAAUGUAUGAUGCCCAUCCACAUUUUUUCAUGAAUAUUUACUGGUCUGACACCAGUUGGCUUUGCAGCCAAAGAUGUCUGUGACGGGUAAUUCAGAAUGGCAGAUUUACAUGGAUAUGAGCCACCUAUAAUCAUGUUUGAAAAGUGUUUCCAAUUUCCAAGUUUUAUUGAAUACUUAGAUAAUUAUGAUGGUAGUAAAUAUUCAUGAAAUAUUACAUUUGUGAAUGGGCUGCAGAAAUUCUGGAAAUAAACAACGUAAAACACACACACAUAUACAGGACCUUUAAAAUGACGGAUUCUGGUCAAGGCCCAUUAUUUGGUGCUGAGCAAGGCGCCUUCUCCCCGGCACAAAGACUGUGGUCCCAAACUCCUACUGCUCCUGUUUCUGCACAACCUAACAAGAGCAGUUUUAACCAACAUUGUUGCAGUUUUACAAUAUGCAUUUUGAAAGCGUUCUUUUUUUUCUUUGUAAGAAUAUUUUGAAUAAAGCUAUUUAAAAAUA